AUGAUUAUACCCAUGCUUCCUUUCGCUCAAGAUCAGGGACUCAAGUUACCUGCACGUUUAAAGGCACUGGAGAUGAUAGGUCAUUCAGCUGAUCGGUUCAAUUUCGGAUGGCUCAGCGCCACACCUCGGUUGGAGCGGCUACAGAUCCUGGGAAUCAGGACUAAGGGUCAAAUCGGUCUCAUAGAAUCAGAGUCCCAGACGUCUCCGUGGCAUUGGAGAGCCGUGGUGCUUUUGUAUCUCAAGGAAAUGGUGGUCCAUCAUUCGCCCGCACGGCAUUUUAUGUUUGAGAUCGUUCAACAGUGCCCGCGCUUGGAGGUCUUGGACGUUCGAGGGGUUCGUUGGACGGCAUUUCAAACAUUCAACGAUCACUCCCCGGUCAUUAUCGAGACUGGCAUGCAGUCAAGGUACUCAGAAAUAUCCUCUGCGCGAGGUAAGGAAUACCUGACAUGCUGUAGAAUGGAGAUAACGCCUGGUGCUCAAGAACUAAGUGCUCCCAAAAUGUUUUCCGGCCUGAAGCACGUUUUCCACACCUAUUUCUCGAACGUCGUCAAGCUCCGCGUGGACGGCGUCCCGGCGAGGAUCGUCAUCGAUGCGACUGGUGGGGCCUCCUGGGCGUCUUGCGAUGGUGACACCGUCACAAGGAUGAUGAGACGCCUUGAGCGCGUUGUGGUGAAGGACAGUAUCGGGAUUGUUGAGUAUGGAAUGGUGCCGGUGCCGCGUACAGGUUCAAGAGAGGGAGCAGCAACGGGCGCAGACCCAGGCGAUAAGGAAGACGACGGCAAGGGCCACAAAGAUGUGUUCGAGUCCACGGGUAUGGAUGUAGAUUACUCCAAAAAAAAGAAAAAGAGCGAGGACGAAGGUUACGAUCUCAUCAGACAACGCACUGUAUAUCAAAAUGGCUCGUAUGAUCUUACCAGAAUCACGCCUACGACUACGAGUCCGUCAUAUGCAGCCAUUUCUAUUGCUGUGCACAUCUUGACUUUGAUGAUUGUGUGA
Molecule: messenger RNA, 996 nt
Organism: Gamsiella multidivaricata
Lineage: Eukaryota; Fungi; Mortierellomycota; Mortierellomycetes; Mortierellales; Mortierellaceae
Exons: 3
Coding region: 1-996 (331 amino acids)
Source: RefSeq, a predicted model, not a curated record